Molecule: messenger RNA, 1989 nt
Organism: Doryrhamphus excisus (bluestripe pipefish)
Lineage: Eukaryota; Metazoa; Chordata; Actinopteri; Syngnathiformes; Syngnathidae
Gene: slc25a44a
Product: solute carrier family 25 member 44a
Biological process (GO): branched-chain amino acid transport; transmembrane transport; branched-chain amino acid catabolic process
Cellular component (GO): mitochondrion
Molecular function (GO): branched-chain amino acid transmembrane transporter activity
Source: RefSeq, a predicted model, not a curated record
AAAUAUGAAUAAUGAUUUAACAAAAACAACACAAAGACAGCGGCUAAUAGAUGACCUUUCACCUUUAGCUAGCAUUGAGGCAGCAGUCAUGGACGGAAGAAGACACGAUACACCACGGUGCAGGAGAGCAGGUCGAACGAAAGAGUGAGAAGCAGGGGAGAAUCGACAUACUAGGCCUUCCAAAAGUUGCGGUGGUGCUCAGAUGGUCGAUGACCUCAAACGCAAGGCUUUAGGGGUGCAGCAGUGCGGCCCCGGCCCGGCCCGACGGCACCAUGCAUCAAAAAGGAGCCAUCCAGAUUAUUGAAUGGGAGGACCUGGACAAGAGGAAGUUCUACUCCUUGGGCGUGCUCAUGACCUUGACCACGCGGGCCACGGUGUACCCGGCCAGCCUCAUCCGCACCCGCCUGCAAGUGCAGAAGGGCAAGACGCUGUACUCGGGCACGGUGGAUGCCUUCUGCAAGAUUCUGCGAGCGGAGGGCGUGCAGGGCCUUUACCGCGGCUUCAUGGUCAACACCUUCACGUUGCUGUCGGGCCAGGCGUACAUCACCACCUAUGAGCUGGUGCGCAAGUAUGUGUCCCAGUAUUCGACCAGCAACACGAUCAAGUCGGUGGUGGCCGGAGGGGCAGCGUCCCUGGUGGCGCAGACCAUUACGGUGCCCAUAGACGUGGUGUCGCAGCAUCUGAUGAUGCAAGGCCAGAGCGAACACUUGACUCGUUUCAAGGCUAAACCCAAAAUGAUGCUGGUGGCUACCAAACGCAGACUUACCUUUGGGCAAACCAGGGAGAUUUCAGUGCAGAUCUUUGCAGCAGAUGGCUUGAGGGGCUUCUACAGGGGGUACUUGGCAUCGCUGCUCACCUACAUCCCCAACAGUGCCCUCUGGUGGCCUUUUUAUCACUUUUACGCAGAAAAGCUCUCCUUGAUUGCACCCACUGAGUGCCCCCACCUCAUUCUGCAGGGGUUGGCCGGUCCGAUGGCUGCCGCCACCGCCUCCACCAUCACCAACCCCAUGGACGUUGUCCGAGCUAGGGUGCAGUUGGAGGGCCGCUCGUCCGUAGUGGAGACCUUCAAGCAGCUGCUGGCCGAGGAGGGCGUGGGGGCCAUGACCAAAGGACUGUCGGCCCGCAUCAUCUCCUCUACACCCACAUCAGUGCUCAUCGUAGUGGGCUACGAGACUCUCAAGAGGCUGAGCCUGCGAGCCGACCUGGUUGAGUCCAGACAUUGGUGAGGGAGGGAGGAAGAGGAGCCGCCUCACGCCACAGUUUACCUCAUCGCAGCGUCACCAUUAGGUCAAAUCACUGCCAAAAAUGUACACAUUUUAUUUUUAAAUGUCACCCAGAAAAUGAAAGUUUCUCUUUAAGGGACUGUAGCGGGACUUUAAAACUGCCGUACUUUGUAUUUUAGCGACAAUUUGUGUGUGUCACACUCUGAACCACCUUUUUAUACAGUAGAACAUCCACAUGGAUCAUAUGAUCUUUUUUUGUGUGCCAAAAAACUGCUUUGAGAAAGCACAGCCAAUAUCUGAUUGCAUUCCAGUGAUCACACUUGACAAAACGUGCUCUAAUUUAAAGAGAGAAUGAACAAUUCAUGACAAUAACGGCCAGUCAGUGAUUAAUGUUUCAGGACACCUAAAUAGCUAAAUUUUGGUUACUAGGAACUUUUUUUCUUUUUAGACCUUUAUAUUUUCUUUGUGUGUCAUUUUGAAUACAACACAAACAGAAUGAACAAGCCAAACAAUCCAGGAUAAGAUACACACCAGCACAACAAAGUCAACAAACUGCCUUCCACUAAAUGCGAGGACGUUUUUCCUGUUUGGAAAAACUGGAACUGAUGAGCAUGGAUGGAUGGACUGAUGUUGAACUACACACUUAAAUCUACCUACUGUCUAGUGUACUUUACGUUUCUGGGAAUUGUUGCUGUAACGGGGAGCGCUUGUGGGUCAAUGAAAUUAAUAAAAAACAGUACAGUGGAUGACACUUUGAAAUGGUUUU